This is a messenger RNA of Hemibagrus wyckioides, 942 nucleotides long. Its product is annotated as olfactory receptor-like protein OLF3. Gene Ontology annotation, molecular function: olfactory receptor activity; G protein-coupled receptor activity. The coding region runs from base 1 to 942 and encodes 313 amino acids. Gene Ontology annotation, cellular component: membrane. NCBI's taxonomy places the organism in Eukaryota, Metazoa, Chordata, Actinopteri, Siluriformes, Bagridae. The transcript has a single exon. Gene Ontology annotation, biological process: G protein-coupled receptor signaling pathway. The record is from RefSeq and is a predicted model, not a curated record.
AUGGUUCAAAAUGAUUCCAGAAAAAACAUUCAUGAAUUUGUAUUUACAGGAUUUGACACUUUAGAAAAGCCGGUGGCUGUUGGUAUUAUUAUACUAAUUGUAUACUUUCUUGUAAUGCUUGCUAACUUUGCUAACAUAUUCUUUAUUGUCACUGAUAAACGUCUACACCAGCCAAUGUAUGUCUUCAUCUGCAAUUUAGCAAUUGUAGACAUGCUUUGCUGUACAUGUUCAUGUCCAACUAUGAUAGGAAUCCUUAUUGUUGGCUUUAAAACCAUAUCUUAUGUACCAUGCAUUAUUCAGAUGUAUGGUUUUGGUUUAGGAUUUGUGAUGGAGGUGUUUACUAUUUCUGUCAUGGCUUUAGACAGACUAGUUGCCAUAAUGAAGCCAUUGCACUACCAUUCAAUUUUGUCAAAUGAACGUUCUGUUAUUCUCACUAUCUUGCUGUGGAUUCUGGGGUCUGUUGCAAUAGGAAUAGUUCCUGGUACUGUGGUUCCUUUACCAUUAUGCUCCACAACAAUAAAGUAUGUGUUUUGUGAUUAUGCAGCUGUUAUUAGAACGACUUGUGUAGAUCCAAACCCAUAUUUUGAUUUAAUGUCAGGUUUCACCUUUUUCCUGAUGUUUGGAACAUUCAGUUUCAUUUGUAUAACUUAUCUUAAGAUUGUUAUUGUUGUUGUCAAAAUGACCUCUAAAGGUAGCAAGAAAAAAGUGUUUCAUACAUGCUUAAGUCAUUUAUUUGUGAUAAUCUGCUAUUAUGGACCUUCAUUCAUUAUCUUAGUUCUGACCAGAAUUUGGGUAGUCUUAUCACUUGAGGAACGAAAUGGUCUGAGAGUUGGAACAAUUCUUGGUCCUUCUUUAGUAAAUCCCUUUAUAUAUUGUUUUAGAACUAAAGAGAUUCGAAAUAAAAUAUUAAGAAUUGUUUCAGAAGUUGAACCAACUGAAUGA